Messenger RNA from Aspergillus udagawae, 1476 nucleotides. Its product is annotated as putative ubiquitin C-terminal hydrolase Ubp8. Gene Ontology annotation, biological process: protein deubiquitination. The record is from RefSeq and is a predicted model, not a curated record. Gene Ontology annotation, molecular function: cysteine-type deubiquitinase activity. NCBI's taxonomy places the organism in Eukaryota, Fungi, Ascomycota, Eurotiomycetes, Eurotiales, Aspergillaceae. The transcript has 7 exons. Bases 1 to 1476 code for a protein of 491 amino acids.
AUGGCCAGCAUUACUUCUGCGUCCCUUCUUUCGGAGGCUGAGUUCGGUUGCGAGCAUCUCGCUGCAAUACUGACUCGGAGUGGAAACACUGCCGAUCAGUUCAAGAGCUCAUUCCUUAAAACCCACAAUGCUCUGGCUCCUAAGCCUUUAACGGUGGAUGAUUUCCCAAAGCAAAAGGGACGCCUGCGUACUGCUUCUCUGCUAAGGCCAAAAUACACGUGCUUGACUUGCUCUGAAGUUUGCGCCCCUGCCAAUAGACAAGCUCAUACGAAAGAGACUGGGCACCAGUUCUACAUGGAGUCAAGGGGACGAACUCUGUUCUGCCAAGGUUGCGGUGACCUCGUCUAUGACCAUGACUUAGAACGUCUUCGAUCGUUACCUUAUGGAAUGCACCAAGCAUCUAGGAGACGGAGAUCAAGCGAAAGUUCAUCAGAUGAACAGUUUGUCAGAAACAACGCCAACAAGCGCGCUUGUGCAAAGCAAGGCGUCAGAGGUCUGUACAAUCUCGGACAAACAUGUUAUCUCAACGUCAUCCUGCAGACUUUACUGCAUGAUCCCAUCUUGAACGCCUAUUUCUUGGGGAAUGGGCAUCAGUCACACGAUUGUUCAGUCCCGGAUUGCAUAGGCUGCGCAGUUGCGGAGGCGUUUGCCGACUUCAACAGCAGCGACAAAGCAGAAGGCUUUGCAGCAUUGAAUCUCCUUCUAGCAUCAUGGCGUGCGAGCUCUACUUUGGCAGGCUACCACCAGCAGGAUGCACACGAGUACUAUCAAUUCCUCGUCGACAAGCUACAUGCGAGCACUGAAGGACACAUGGACGAUCACGACCAAGGGUGUCCUUGCUUUUUUCAUCAAACAUUCUACGGCAAGCUUAAAAGUAGUGUGAUGUGCGAUAAUUGCGGCAACAUUACCAAAACGGAAGAUCCUAUGCUCGAUCUGAGUCUGGACGUUCAGGUACAGGCGAAGAAGCGGGCUAUGGGCGGUGGUGUCGGACCCUCAGCGACACCUACACUAAACGGUUGCCUGGAGAGCUUUACGUCGCCAGAAAGGCUGAUGGCAGGUGUUUACAAUUGCAGUGAGUGUGGCGGGACGCCUCAGAAAGCAACAAAGCGUUUGCGAAUCAAGAAAUUGCCGGCGAUUCUCUGCAUGCAGCUGAAGCGCUUCGAGCAUAGCUCAGCAGUGUCGGAGAAAGUGGAAGGCAGGGUCGAUUUCCCUUUGUCGAUCAACAUGCUCCCAUAUACGACACAUCGGCACAGGGAGGAUCUUGACAAAUCCAAAUUCAUCUAUGAUCUUUCUUCUGCAGUUGUCCACAAAGGCAAAUUGGACGCUGGACACUACUACGUCUACUGCAAGCAGGGCGACCAGUGGGUACUGUUCAACGAUGAUCAGGUGACUGCGGCCACUGAGGCCGAAGUCCUCAACGCCGAUGCGUAUCUCUUGUUUUACAAUCUACGAUUGUUUACUGCUUCUUUGCAGUAG